UCUGCCUCCAGCUACAGGUGACCAGGUACCCCUCUUGAUGGUGAAUCAAGGAGCAAAGAAGCGCAAAGAAGAGAACAUCCGGCAUAUGAGGACACUCCAUCACACAAUCCUUUUCUGUAACGUUGUUUAUCUCUUGGUGAGAUUUGGGAUUUUCUACUCUAGUUUGUCGUGGAUGCACGGGGGUGGGCUAGUAUUCACUUCUAUAGCCUACUUUUUGCCUUACCAACAGUUGACCGCCAUGGCUAAGCCUAGUUACGGCUCUGAUGGCGAACUCCUUGACGGAGGAUAUGAUAUGAGUACUGGAGGAGUUUGCGGAUACUUGCAUGAUGUAAUCUAUAUCACCUGUUUUGUUCAACUUGCAUCUAUCUUGUCGGGCAAGUUUUGGUACACAUACCUAGUGGUAAGCUUCACAUUUUCUUUUUUCCCCUUCCUAACAAACAUCAGCUUCAUUACAGUGUCAUUGUUAAUUAGGCAUGUAGUUAGUAAGAUUAAGUUUGUACUUUUUCUGACGCGUAGCUUUUAAACUAGUACAAACUCGCCAACCUUUAAUAGGUUGCCAGAGAUAGAGCCAUAGAGGUUUUCUUAUGCAAGUGAAUGUGCUACACAUUUUUUAGUGGCUUUCUUAAUGAAUGCAAGUGCCGUAAUGAUAGGAACUCAAUACGACAGCCAGUUCAAUUUUAUAAUAAAGUCUACCACAGGAGGAGUAGAAAGGCAGUUAGUCAUGACUAACUAGCAUGUUAGUUUUGUUGUUCCCUGCGUGGACAAUUUUACUAUAAAUAGAAGCUUAUGAACUAGAAGAAGGAGGCGGUUAAUUUGUCAUUGGCUGGUAGCUUGGAGAUUGGGCAUCUCGAACUGUCCCACCCCUGUACUCCUUUACCGAGUUUCUCUCUCUCAAUAAAUUGUUGUGAUCUGUUCUAGCUACAUUUUCCUUAGAAUUGUGAUUGUUCUGUGUUCAUUACUACCAGUGUUCUAUCAUGUAAUCUACUGGUCAACUUUUCCUUUUGAUGUUGAUGAGUGGUACCUGCAUGAGUGCAUGUGAAUGUGCAUGGAUUUUAUGUUUUGUAUAUGAAGAUUUGUAUGUGCAGUAUACAAAUCAUCUGGAUUCCUGAAAGGAUUUUUGUCAAGUGGUUCUGAGAAUGCAGAAGAAGAUGAGAAGACUCAGAAAAAAAGAGAGAAGAUGGAAAGAAAGGCUUCAAGAACUAAGUUUGUCAAGGCGAAAGGCCGAUGAUGAUGCACUGUCAUUGAACAGACCAGUUGAUGCUCUUUACGGUUGUGAUUGCUGGUUUAAACUUGUAACAUUAUACUCCGUAGUUGUCAACCUGACCUGACCAUCUGGAGAUGUAUUUCAAGUUUUUACAUUUGAAUGGAUAAAUCAAUGUUUUUAAAUGUUUUAAUAGGAAAAUUACAUUUACACACAAAAUUAGUACACAAAUUGUACACG
This is a messenger RNA of Cuscuta europaea, 1441 nucleotides long. NCBI's taxonomy places the organism in Eukaryota, Viridiplantae, Streptophyta, Magnoliopsida, Solanales, Convolvulaceae. The record is from the annotation of a GenBank genome assembly.